AUGGCUCGGGGUUUAGUUACCUUGCAAUUAAGAGUGACCGCCGGGUGCAUCCACAGGACUCCAAUACCGUGUCCUAAUUUCAGCGCAGCAACCGUAUCACGGUCUCUACCAUUUUUGAGCCAAAGACGACGUCAUUCCACGUCUGCUACCCACUUACCGACAUCGAAGAUAGGUACAGAAGACCUCCCUACGACAUAUAAACCCCCAACCACCGGCAUCAUCUCGAAACUGCCCUCAUCAUGGAUCCCCUAUGCCGAGCUUAUCCGCCUCGACAAGCCAGCUGGCACAUACUACCUUUUCUUCCCAUGUAUGUUCUCAACAUUACUUGCCGCUCCCAUGGCCACACCAAUGGCGACGCCCUUCGAAGUCGUCUCGACAACAGCGCUAUUCUUCUCCGGGGCCCUCAUUAUGCGAGGCGCUGGCUGUACGAUCAAUGAUCUGUGGGACCGCAAUCUAGAUCCCUAUGUCGAGCGAACACGACUACGACCUAUUGCAAGGAAAGCGGUCUCAGCUCAAAAUGCGAUUGUAUAUCUAGGCGCCCAACUUUUCACCGGCCUAGCCAUCCUGCUUCAAUUCCCUCUACCUUGCCUGUUCUAUGGCGUACCAAGUCUUCUUUUGGUCACCAUAUACCCACUGGCAAAAAGAGUCACCCACUAUCCACAAUUCGUUCUGGGCCUAACAUUUUCUUGGGGCGCGAUCAUGGGCUUCCCUGCCCUGGGUAUCGACCUCCUAUCCAACCCUCCGGCCUUAGCGGCUGCUGCCGCCUUAUAUUCCAGCUGUGUCUCCUGGACGCUGGUAUACGAUAUGAUAUACGCUUAUAUGGACAUCAAGGAUGACGCCAAAGCAGGAAUCAAGUCAAUAGCACAGGCCCACGAGCAUAAUGCUAAAGCAGCACUGUCUUGCUUCUCCGCUGUCCAAAUUGGCCUGCUCGCAACAGCUGGCUACUUUGCCGGUGCCGGUCCUCUCUUCUUCGUCGGAAGCUGUGGCGGCGCUGCAUUGGCACUGGCCACCAUGGUUCGGCGAGUGGACCUCAAGGAUGUCAAGGACUGUUGGUGGUGGUUCAAAAACGGAGCCUGGUUGACCGGCGGCGUCAUCUCUUUCGGCUUGUUAGGCGACUACCUUCAUCGCCGGACGAAAGAAGAGUCCAAAACCGCCAUGCAGACUGUCCUGGCAUGA
Exophiala xenobiotica is the source of this 1176-nucleotide messenger RNA. Its product is annotated as 4-hydroxybenzoate polyprenyl transferase. Gene Ontology annotation, cellular component: mitochondrial inner membrane. The coding region runs from base 1 to 1176 and encodes 391 amino acids. Gene Ontology annotation, molecular function: 4-hydroxybenzoate polyprenyltransferase activity. NCBI's taxonomy places the organism in Eukaryota, Fungi, Ascomycota, Eurotiomycetes, Chaetothyriales, Herpotrichiellaceae. The record is from RefSeq and is a predicted model, not a curated record. Gene Ontology annotation, biological process: ubiquinone biosynthetic process. The transcript has 2 exons.